GUGACUAUUCAAUUUCUUCCGCAAAACACAGUACAAGUGAGAAAGCUCGACUAUCACAGGCAUAUAAUUUGAGAUGUCCACGUCUCACCUUAUCCAACUUGAUAGUCUUUAAGCUGCUUUCACUCAUUCUUGGAUUAAUCUGGCUGUCUAGUUAUAUAUAGCUAUGCAUGUGUUAGCUCAAGGAAUUGUAAGAGGAGAUGGCAUUAGUUCUUGACAUUGAAAAGAUAAUUUUGACUCUUGUGCUCAUUUGGUGUAUACUGAUAUGCUUUGAAGCAACUGGCAUCCAUGCUCAGCCUGGAUAUCCUCCUAAAGAGGAAAUUAAUGCUCUUCGUGAUAUAGCUAAAGAGUUGCGUAAAACAGAUUGGAAUUUUACUCAUAAUCCAUGUGAUAAUAGCACGUACUGGGUAACACCAAAAAGGAGUGAAAUGCCACUCUACAACAAUACUGUCUACUGCAAUUGCAAUUACAAUGGUGGUGAAUGUCAUGUCACUGAUAUAAUUCUUAAAGGGCAGGAUCUUGCUGGUGUUCUACCACCAUCCUUGGUGAAGCUACCCUACCUCAGGAACAUUGAUCUCUUUCGCAACUACCUAUCCGGUACAAUACACCCUGAAUGGGCAUCUACCAAGUUGGAAUAUUUGUCUGUAGGGGGAAAUCGCUUGUCAGGACCAAUCCCAAAGUACUUGGGAAAUAUAACCACUCUGAUAUAUAUGAGCCUAGAGAGCAACAUGUUCAAUGGAACUGUUCCAGCUGAGCUUGGGAAACUGUUCAACUUAGUGAACCUGUCAGGCUUUCUCAUUUUUAAAUUUUAGCACCAAUUCUUGCUUUUAGUUGUUUCAAUUAUCCAUAAAAACAUUGCAUAUGCUGGUUUAAUACCUUAUUUUUCCUUCUUGGUUUGUCUAUCAUUCUCAAUGCCAACAAUCUCACAGGAGAGUUGCCAAUGAAGGUCUUUAACCUGACAAAUUUGACAGAACUGUGAGUAUAUUGGGGAUAUUUUCUCUAGAAUUUAAAUGUGAUUUUUUUUGUUAUUAUUAAUUUAGGAAUUUGUCGUUGUUG
This is a messenger RNA of Ilex paraguariensis (yerba mate), 1053 nucleotides long. The record is from the annotation of a GenBank genome assembly. NCBI's taxonomy places the organism in Eukaryota, Viridiplantae, Streptophyta, Magnoliopsida, Aquifoliales, Aquifoliaceae.